AUGCCGGGAGCGAAGCGCAGGUAUAGAGAUAGGGCGCAUUCCGCGGCUCUAACGGUGAGUUAUUUCGCCGAUCACGGCGGUCCGCGGCGUGAAUGGCCGCGAGAUGCAACGCGCAGGCUGCAGCGCUCCCCCCUACCCCCAACCCGCCCGCGGCUCGUCCCGCGCGCGCGCAUUCCGCAGCUCAGCCCGAGCUUGCGCAACCUCCGCCGCAUUCCAUUCAUAGCGGCGCGCGACUCGAUAACCGCGCAGCGCACCGAAGCCUCCGACUAG
This is a messenger RNA of Leptosia nina, 270 nucleotides long. The record is from the annotation of a GenBank genome assembly. NCBI's taxonomy places the organism in Eukaryota, Metazoa, Arthropoda, Insecta, Lepidoptera, Pieridae.